AUGGCUUCUAUUCCCGUCGAGAGAGCACCUGGUGUUGUGCUUAUGGAGAAGAAGAAGAUUCAAACUGUUCGGACCCAAGCUGAUGCCAAGCUCGUGGGCGAUGGGAAGCAACUCUCAACGGGCUCGGAUGAGUUAUUUGAGGGUGUUUGUCCUGAUCCUCCUCGUCUCGUUCACAUGAGUGAGGAAGUACUAUCUUCAUUGGACAGCUACCACGAUUCACAGAAUUCUUCAUCCCAAUCAUCUUUCGGUCAAACAUCCAUUAAUAUACCCGAUAUAACAACAGCUCCUGCUUCUGUCAUAAGCCCUAUUGAGCCGAAGCCUCAGGAUCUUAUCACUCCUGUGCCUCGACUGCCCGUCUCUUUCAGCAACCGGUCUGACAAUAACCCGGAUGAUGGCUCUGGGCGAUCCUCUCCUUCCGUCCUAGAGAUUGCUGCUGAACCUACUCCUGCUGCUGCUUCUCAUCGUCGCCAACCUCCCGCGCCCCAGGUCGAGGACAACACCACUUUACAGCCCAAGGGAGAGAUAAUCACUGAAGAGAAUGUCGAACAUACGACACUCAUGAAGCGUGGCAAGAGAAAUGUCACUGCUCAAAAGUACAUCAUGACAGCCUCCCUCGUUUCCGUCAACUUCAUGUUUAUCUUCGCUUCUUGGUGGUGGCCCAAGUACUACUACGUCUACCUCCCUUUCAUCUCAUUCCCCCUCGUCCUCAAUUGCUGCAUGAUCGCUUCAAUUACCUUCUUCACCCUCCUCCGCGCCAUACGCCCCGAAAAGAUCAUCGAGUCCGACCACUUGGAGAACAUGAUCUACGUGAUACCCUGCUACAACGAGACCAUUGAAGAGUGCACCCGCUCGCUCGACUCGCUCGUCAUCCAGACCGGCAUCGAGAGCCUCAAGAAGGGAAUCAUGGUUAUUUGCGACGGCCGUGUCCGUGGACCUAGCAUGCAAAAAACCACUGCUGAGUACCUCAACGAGGAUAUCUUCCUCCACCAAACCCAGCGCAUGAAGAUCAAGGGCGCUUACACUGCUUGGGACGGCCAGCAGAUGGACAUUGAAGUCUCCAAGGGCUUCUACAAAGGCAUCCCAUUCUACUGCAUCAUCAAAGAGCAGAACCAGGGAAAGCGGGAUAGUCUCAUCGUCAUUCGAUCUUUCCUAUACAAGUUCAAUAUUCGCGCUCAGAAUCCCAGCACGCUCUUCUCCCGCGAGUUCCUCGACUCCAUGACAACCUGGCUUACCGACGACAUCAAGGUCGGCUCAAUUGACUACCUCGUUGGCAUGGACGCUGACACCGUUUUCGAGGAAAGGUGCAUCUUCGAGCUCCUCAAGGAGUCAAAGUACCCAAACACUGUCGGCGUCUGCGGCUUCGUCGCCGUUGACUUCAAGGACUGCAACUGGAAUCUCUGGUCCAUAUACCAAUCCGCCGAGUACACUAUCGCGCAGGGUCUCCGCCGCUUGCACCAAUCCAUUGCCACUAAGAAAGUCUCUUGUCUCCCCGGAUGUUGCCAGCUCCUCAAGAUCUGCGAAGAGACGUGCGGCGACCUUGUCCUGGUCGAUCGCUUCGGCUACCACCCGCAACCCAUGGACGGCAUGAUCAAGCAUAUCCGGGCCACAGCCUCUGAAGAUCGCAACCACAUCUGCCAGCUCUUCGUCACUUUCCCCCACGCGCAAACUCGCCAGGCCUUGCGUGCGCGAGCCCACACCGAUGUCCCCCACUCGUGGAACGUCUUCCUUUCUCAACGACGGCGUUGGACGCUCGGCGCUACGAGUAAUGACCUACUCCUCUUUACUUCUCGAAACUGCCAGUGGUGGGAGCGCAUCGUCGCAUUCUCUAACGUGAUCACCUGGUCGCUGAACGUGUUCGUCAUUGCGUCAAUUGGUUGCAUGAUCCUUGCUUUCAUGAGCCAGCCGUGGUGGCUCAUUCUCUCCUUUGCUGGCGUCAUGGUCAUUCCUCUCAUCUACUACAUUAUUAUGGUAAUCUGGUUGCCCCGCAACCUCAUAGAGCGCGCUCAGUUCCUCCUGGGCUUAUUCAUCUUUGUCUUCUUCGGACCCUUCCUCAAUAUCGCCGUCAUGGUCUACGCAGUCAUCAACAUGGACAAUUUCGGUUGGGGCAAGACCAGAAAGGUUCUCAAAUGA
Trichoderma virens Gv29-8 is the source of this 2130-nucleotide messenger RNA. RefSeq names its product glycosyltransferase family 2 protein. Lineage: Eukaryota; Fungi; Ascomycota; Sordariomycetes; Hypocreales; Hypocreaceae. Gene Ontology annotation, molecular function: chitin synthase activity. The coding region runs from base 1 to 2130 and encodes 709 amino acids. Gene Ontology annotation, cellular component: cell septum; cell periphery. The transcript is spliced from 3 exons. The record is from RefSeq and is a predicted model, not a curated record.